AUGGAGCUGAAAGUUUGGGUUGAAGGGAUACAACGGAUUGUUUGUGGUGUCACUGAGACAACUACGUGCGAGGAUGUAGUUUACGCACUAGCUCAUGCUACGAGCCAGUCUGGGAGGUUUACUCUAAUACUGAUGAAAUACGGCGAAUACGCUCCAGAUGUUCAAUUGAUUCUUCGAAAGUCAAACUCGGAUGUGAACAAAAAUCAGCCGAAUCAGGUACAAAUGGAAAAUAUUGCUGUAGUACAACCGACACUACAGACCAAAAUACAAUCGAGAAAAGCCACAUUUAAGAGCAAUGAGUCACCUACCAGAGCUUCGAGUAGCGAAGGAUUUAUAAGUUUAACACACAAAAAAACCCGUGAAGUACCACCAUAUCGUGAUCCUCCAGGUCCUGAUUCAUCACCACUGAGGACAUUGCCCCCGUAUCGUGAUCCUCCGCCACCAAUAGUGACUAAUAACAAGUCACAGUCUCAAGAAAGUUCGACUAGUGAAAAUUUCAGUCUUUCCAAAGAAGAACAGUCUUCGGCUACUGGUUCUACUAAAUCAAAACGUAGUCAGGAGAUCCAAGAUACAAAGGGACUUAUGCAAUCGAGUAAGCCGCAACUAAGUCAACCGCAGAAUAUGGUAGCUGUGGCUUAUACUCAUCGUUAUGCUGAACUUAUAAAACUAGUCAAUAACCAACGCGAUACUCUUAGCUCACAACAAGUUGAUCUCACUAAAUUGAAUGCCGAAAUCUUGUAUUGGGAGAGUAAAAAUAGAGAGCACUAUAAUCAAAUGGAUUUUAUAUCACAAGAAAUAAAUCGUAUUGAAUCAGCCGGUCGUGUUUUAGAAGAACAGUUAAGUGAAUUAAUGCACACUGAAGAAGAAAAUGAAAUCGUAAGGCAGCAGGAAAAAUCUCUGAUAUCAGAAAUAAAUUCGCUUAGAUCAAAGAUCAAUAAGUGCGAAACGGAAUUACUGCAGUGUAAAAAUAAAAUAAGACUACAAAGUGAACUUGAAUUGGCUAAACGGUUAACAGAACACACUAAUCAAUCGGCUGAUUUAUUGAAACAAGAAGUUACAAACAUUGAAUCGGCUAUUGUAGAUAAAAAAUUACAAGUUGAAAAACUAGUUUCGGAAAUGAAAGAAGCUAAUUUACAGAGUUUGACUGUUGCAUGUCAAGAGGAACAAAUCAAAAAUUUAUUAGAAGGUACCCAAAAACCUAUUUGUCCACGUAAACUUAUAGGACCACCAAGGCAACUGGAGAAUGCAGUGCCUACUAGUAAAAAUCCACAUGGCGUAUGGGUAUAG
Cotesia congregata is the source of this 1287-nucleotide messenger RNA. The record is from the annotation of a GenBank genome assembly. Lineage: Eukaryota; Metazoa; Arthropoda; Insecta; Hymenoptera; Braconidae.